This is a messenger RNA of Oncorhynchus tshawytscha (Chinook salmon), 3455 nucleotides long. RefSeq names its product teneurin-2. Lineage: Eukaryota; Metazoa; Chordata; Actinopteri; Salmoniformes; Salmonidae. Gene Ontology annotation, molecular function: protein heterodimerization activity; cell adhesion molecule binding; protein homodimerization activity. Bases 1 to 2907 code for a protein of 968 amino acids. Gene Ontology annotation, biological process: neuron development; heterophilic cell-cell adhesion. The record is from RefSeq and is a predicted model, not a curated record. The transcript has 9 exons. Gene Ontology annotation, cellular component: neuron projection.
AUGACAUCACUGAACCUGCCUACAGAGAUGACAUCACUGACUGGCUACAGAGAUGACAUCACUGACUCUGGCUACAGAGACGACAUCACUGACUCUGGCUACAGAGAUGACAUCACAACUCUGGCACAUGGUCGUAACCUCCUCUCCAUCGACUUCGACCGCAACACUCGGACAGAGAAGAUCUACGACGACCACCGCAAGUUCACACUCCGCAUCAUGUACGACACGCAGGGCCGUCCCGCCAUGUGGUUGCCUAGCAGCAGCCUGGCGGUGGUGAAUGUGUCAUACUCAACCACGGGUCAGCUGGUGGGGCUGCAGAGGGGCAGUAUGAGCGAGAGGACAGAGUUUGACCCUCAGGGACGUAUUCUGUCACGGUCAUUCAUAGAUGGCAAGGUGUGGAGCUACAGUUAUCUGGAUAAGUCCAUGGUCCUUCUCCUGCAGAGCCAGAGACAGUACAUAUUUGAGUUUGACGCCUCGGGGCGAGUCACGGCCGUCACCAUGCCUAGUGUAGCUCGCCACACCAUGUCCACCCACGUCUCUAUCGGUUACAUCCGCAACACCUACAACCCUCCAGAGAGCAACGCCUCCAUCAUCCACGACUUCAGCGAAGACGGCCGCCCCCAGGCCACCCACUACCUCGGCACCGGCCGACGUGUCCUCUACAAGUACGGCAAGCUGGUCAAGCUAGCUGAGAUCCUCUACGACAGCACCGUGGUGACGUUCGGUUACGACGAGACAGCUGGGGUGCUGAAGAUGGUGAACUUACAGAGCGGUGGGUUCUCCUGUACGAUACGUUACCGUAAGAUGGGUCCGUUGAUUGACAAGCAGAUCUACCGGUUCAGUGAGGAGGGGAUGGUGAAUGCUAGGUUUGACUACACUUACCAUGACAACAGCUUCCGUAUCGCUAGUAUGAAGCCAGUCAUCAGUGAGACUCCUCUGCCUGUGGACCUCUACCGCUAUGACGAGAUCUCUGGAAAGGUGGAACACUUUGGGAAGUUUGGUGUGAUCUACUAUGACAUCAACCAGAUCAUAACCACGGCUGUGAUGACCCUCAGCAAGCACUUCGACACCCACGGGCGCAUCAAGGAGGUGCAGUACGAGAUCUUCAGGUCCCUGAUGUACUGGAUGACGGUGCAGUACGACAGUAUGGGACGGGUGGUGAAGCGAGAGCUGAAGAUUGGACCAUACGCCAACACAACACAGUAUCGCUAUGAGUAUGACGGGGACGGACAGCUCAGCGGGGUGAAGGUGAACGACUGGUCCACGUGGCGCUACAGCUACGACCUGAACGGUAACCUGCACCUCCUCAACCCCGGGAACAGCGCCCGCCUCACGCCGCUCCGCUACGACCUCCGAGACCGCAUCACACGCCUGGGUGACGUUCAGUACCGUCUGGAUGAGGACGGCUUCCUGAGCCAGCGAGGCUCGGAUGUCUUUGACUACAACUCCAAGGGCCAGCUCCUUAGAGCAUAUAACAAGCUACCGGGAGGCUGGAGCGUCCAGUACCGAUAUGACGGACUGGGCAGGAGAGUGUCCACUCGGACCAGUCUGGGACAACACCUCCAGUUCUUCUACGCUGAUCUGAACCACCCGGCAAGAGUCACACAUAUAUUUAACCACUCCAGCUCAGAUAUCGCUUCACUGUACUAUGACUUGCAGGGUCAUCUGUUUGCUAUGGAGGUGAGUAGUGGAGAGGAGUAUUACAUCGCCUCAGACAACACCGGAACACCACUGGCUGUCUUCAGCAGCAACGGACAGAUGAUCAAACAGGUACAGUACACAGCGUACGGGGAGGUGUACCUGGACUCUAACCCAGAGUUCCAGCUGGUGGUUGGGUUCCAUGGUGGUCUCUAUGACACCCUGACCAAGCUGGUCCACUUCACCCAGAGGGACUAUGACGUCCUGGCAGGCCGCUGGACCUCGCCAGACUAUGCCAGCUGGCCCAAGAUCGGCAAGGACCCUGCACCCUUCAACCUGUAUAUGUUCAAGAACAACAACCCCCUCAGCGACGUGUUGGACAUCAAGAACUACGUCACAGACGUGAAGAGUUGGUUGGUGAUGUUUGGUUUCCAGCUCAGUAACAUCAUUCCAGGGUUCCCCCGUCACACCCUCUACUUCGUAGAGCCUCCCUACGAGCUGCAGGCCAGCCAGGACUGUGAAAAUGGACAGCUGAUAACGGGGGUGCAGCAGGCAGCGGAGCGCCACAACCAGGCCUUCAUGGCCCUGGAGGGACGGCUCCUUAACAAGGACCCCCGCAACCGCCGCAACAAGCCCGGACACUGGUUCGGCACAUCAACGCCCAUCAUCGGCCGGGGAGUGAUGCUAGCGCUGAAGGAAGGACGUGUGGUGGCGGCAGUUAGCUCCAUGGCAACCGACGACAGCCGAAAGGUUUCCCUGGUCCUCAACGGCGCCAUCUACCUGGACGGAACGCACUACACGCAGGAUGGAUGUGACUGUCACUACUUCGUUAAAGUCGGUUCGGCCGAUAGUGAUCUACUGAUGCUGGGGCUGACCAGCGGACGCAUGGCGCUGGAGAGCGGGAUCAACGUGACUGUGAGCGGGAGGUCGCGGCGCGGCGCCACAGUGGAGUUUGCGGUGCCGUCGUUAGCCCUCAGCGUGCGUUAUGGGCUAGCGCUGGACGUGGUGGACGAGGAGAGGGUGAGGCUGCUGGAACUAGCCCGGCAGAGGGCCCUGGCUGGGGCCUGGCUGAGGGAGCAGCAGAGGGCCAAGGAUGGGAAGGAGGGGAGCCGGCUGUGGACGGAGGGAGAGAAGCAACAGCUGCUGACCGCGGGGAGGGUACAGGGGUACGACGGGUAUUAUGUUCUACCUGUGGAACAGUACCCAGAACUGGCUGACAGCAGCACCAACAUCCAGUUCCUGAGACAGAAUGAGAUGGGCAAGAGGUAACAGCCCACCUGGACUGGGAUGGAGGACUGGCUGACUCUCUCUCUCUCUCUUACUGACUCUCCUCCUCCCCUUCUCCUCCUCCUCCCUUUCAUUCCCUCGUCCUAGUUACUAGUUCCUUCCUCUCUUCGCUCCCACCCCUCCCUGCCUUCUCCUUCUUUCCCCUCCAACCCCGCAGAAAAUGUAAAAAACAAAUGGGGUUUCUCACUGAACGCUGCAGGGACUUUUGAAAAGAAGAAUAUACUAGAAAACUUUUUUUUUUUUUACUUUUUCUGCCAUGGGCAAAAAAAUCUAACAUUUAGACAGAAGUUUAUUUUAUUUUUAUUUUUUGUUGAUGUUGAAAACAGACUGUGGAGAAAGGCACUCAUGAACCUUGAAAAACAAACUGUUGCUUAAUAACUAAGAUUCCCCUUUUUAAAAAAUAAAUCAAUAUUUUCACCCAUAUUUUUAGGGUCACUAUGAGGGCGUAAUGACAGACUCUGAACUGAUGGUGGCGCUGUGUGGUGCUGGGUGCUCUGAUAAGAGCCUGCCUCUGAAAUGAACUUGUAGAG